Molecule: messenger RNA, 2253 nt
Organism: Elaeis guineensis (African oil palm)
Lineage: Eukaryota; Viridiplantae; Streptophyta; Magnoliopsida; Arecales; Arecaceae
Product: probable protein arginine N-methyltransferase 3
Biological process (GO): peptidyl-arginine methylation, to asymmetrical-dimethyl arginine; chromatin remodeling
Cellular component (GO): nucleus
Molecular function (GO): protein-arginine N-methyltransferase activity; histone methyltransferase activity
Source: RefSeq, a predicted model, not a curated record
GAGACCAUAGUCACCAGACCGCUCUGUUUUGGCUGGCUCGGCCCUUUUUUUGUCUCGUCUCUCCCUCGCGUCCAGGGUUUAGGGUUGUAGCAAAGCGAGAGUCGGCAUGGAGACCAAAGCAGCAACACCGAAACUAGAAGAAGAAGAAGAAGAAGAAGAAGAAGAAGAAGAGAUCGAAGGAUGGGACGCAUGGCAGUCAGACGAGGAUAACUCGAUUGCCGAAUUCCUAUGCUUGUUCUGCAGCUUGAGAUUUGAUUCCACCGAGACUCUGUUUAAUCACUGCAGUUCCGAUCACGCCUUCGAUUUUCACGGCAUCGUCAGAGAUUUAGGGUUGAAGUUCUAUGGUUCCUUCAAGCUCAUCAACUAUGUGAGAUCUCAGGUUGUGAAGAACAAAUGUUGGAGUUGUGGUCUCACCUUUGAGUGCAGUAAAGAUCUUCAGAACCAUUUGCAUGCAGCAGUUAGUUAUGAGAAGGGUGGGAAAUUUCUUUGGGAAGAUGAUGUAUAUCUAAAACCAUUUAUGGCAGAUGAUCCACUUCUGCAUAGUUUUGCUGCUGAUGAGGAUGAUGAAGAUUAUAAUGUAUUGAUAGAUAAAGAGGAGCUUAUGAGGGAGCUGGUUAGCAAUGAAGAUUUUGGUGAACUUUGCAAUGAUAGUCAGGAAAUCUUAAAGGAUAGCAGCUCUGAGCUUAAUAUUGUUCAGAACAUCGGAAAUAAGCAGGACCAUGCAGAGAAUAUGGCCUGUCAUUUUGAUAAAAUGAAGACCAAUGGCAUUCUUAUGGAAGAGAACUUCAGGCCAUUUCACCAAAGGAGGAAAGAUAAGCAGCUAAGAUUUUCUGUUGCUAAUGUUACUGCAAGGGAAAUUAAGGAUGUAAAUGAAAACUAUUUUGGAGCUUAUGGUUCCUUCGGCAUUCAUAGAGAGAUGCUUAGUGACAAGGUGAGAAUGGAUGCUUAUAGAGGAGCACUUUUAAAGAAUCCUUGUCUCAUGAAUCAAGCAACUGUUUUGGAUGUAGGUUGUGGCACAGGAAUAUUGAGCCUUUUUGCAGCUCAAGCUGGGGCUUCAAGAGUAAUUGCUGUUGAAGCAAGUGCAAAGAUGGCUUCUGUGGCUACCCAGAUUGUGAAAGAUAAUGGUCUUCUGUCAGAGGGGACAGAGAAAGGUGAUGAAAAACAGUGUUUGGGAAAAAUAAAAGUAGUGCGAUGCAUGGUUGAAGAGCUUGACCAACAUAUACAAGUUCCACCUCAUAGCAUUGAUGUGUUAGUGAGCGAGUGGAUGGGCUAUUGCCUAUUAUAUGAAUCGAUGCUCAGUUCAGUUCUUUAUGCCCGUGAUCAUUGGUUGAAACCUGGUGGGGCAAUUCUUCCAGAUACUGCAACCAUUUUCGUGGCUGGAUUUGGAAGAGGUGGAACCAGCAUUCCAUUUUGGGAAAAUGUGUAUGGUUUCAAUAUGUCUUGCGUUGGCAAGGAAGUUGUAGAGGAUGCUUCUCGUGUUCCGAUUGUUGAUAUAGUCGAUGAUCAAGAUAUCAUCACAGCGUCAGCUGUACUCCAGUCAUUUGACUUGGCGACCAUGAAGCCAGAUGACAUGGAUUUCACUGCAAGCUUCGAGUUGAAGCUGAGAUCUGACUUUCAAGGUGAUUCAACGGCUUCAACUUUGGGGAUAUGGUGUUAUGGAAUUGUUCUGUGGUUCGAGACAGGUUUCACCAGCAGAUUCUGUAAAGAGAUGCCCACAGUCCUCUCCACAUCACCUUAUUCUCCAGGAACUCACUGGUCUCAAACCAUCUUGACGUUCCGUGAACCAAUUGUGAUGCAAUCAGAUAAAUCUAUCCCUAACUUAGCUGCAUCUGUUGGCACUGAGGGGCGUCCUGCAGUGAGGAUUAGGUCCCGCAUUAGCAUUGUCCGCUCUUCAGCACACCGCAGCAUAGACAUUUCCAUGGAGACAACAGGGAUUAGCUCGGAUGGCCAAAAAUGCAGCUGGCCAGUCCAAAUCUUUAAUUUGUGAGAGGAUCCUAUAGAUCCAUGUGAAUGUUCCAGCUUGACAGUUUUUUGUAUCUGAAGCUGGUGUAUUUUGGCCUCAUUACAUAUUUGUUGCUGUCAUGUUAUGAACCUAUCAUUUUGGAAUUCCUAAAUUGGAUUCCUUGGGUUUUUAAGUUUAUCAGGGUCUACGAUAAAUGAACCUGAAAGGACAGGUGCGUUGGGUGAUUUUAAAUAUACAAACAGGAAAUUCUGAGGAGGAAUGUAAUGCAAUUUUUCCUUUCUUGUUGCUUC